GUCUAGGGCGACGGAAUAAACCAGACUGUCCUGCAUACUGACCUGUGGAAGAAAUACAGGUUUGAAUAGAGUUUGAAUAGAAAAAAAACUCCGAACGCUGGGACUCUCCAAAACACAAGCAAACCACCUUCACCUAUGGCCAAUCUAGAAAGAAACAACAAAAUCCUGCUCGAUUUGGUGCGACAGCCAGGUAACAACGUGUGUGCUGACUGUGGAGCUCCUGAGCCUGACUGGGCCUCCUACACUCUUGGUAUCUUUGUGUGCCUGAACUGCUCAGGAAUGCAUCGUAAUUUGCCCGCUGUCAGCAAAGUGAAAUCCAUACGUCUGGAUCACUGGGAAGAUUCACUAGUAGAGUUCAUGCGGGAGAGGGGAAAUUCUGCAGCCAAAGCCAUUUUUGAGAAAUGUGUCCCUGCCUUCUUCUACCACCCACAGCAAAACGACUGCAUUGUUCUCAGGGAUCAAUGGAUCCGCACAAAGUAUGAAAGAAGAGAGUUCACAGGAGAAAAUAACGAUUUUCAGAAAGUUUAUAGCUCAGAUCCAUUUGAGUCAACACUCUGGAAGAAGGGUAGGGACAACAAGCAGUUUCUUAAGAGGAUCUUUCUGCUGUCCCGGAAAGAUUUCACCCUCAGAUACUUCAUUAAAGAGGAUGCCAAAGCUCCCAAAGCUGUCAUCAGCAUGAAGGAUCUGAAUGCAGUUUUCCAGCCAGAGAAGGUCGGUCAUCCUCACGGUCUGCAGAUAUCCUACCUGCAGGACGAACGUACGAGGAAUCUGUUUGUUUACCAUGAGAGUGGGCAGGUAAUUGUGUCCUUAUUCAAUGCUAUUCGGGCUACACGCUUGGCAUACCUCCAGAAGAAAAAUCCAACCCUUCGAGAAAAUGAAUUAAUACCUCAAUUAACAAGUCGCAGCCUGAAGGAGGGAUAUAUGGAAAAAACCGGCCCAACUCAACGGGAGCCAUUCAAGAAGAGGUGGUUCACACUGUGCUCAAUGAACAGAAAGCUUCUGUAUUUUAAGAGUCCACUGGAUGCUACAGAGCUGGGUGCUGUCUUCAUCGGUUCAGAGAGCCACAGCUACUCUGUUUCAGAGAGCAGCGGCAAGAGCACGAGGGGAGGCCGGUGGCACUGUGGCAUCACGCUGCAGACUCCAGGGAGGGAGUUUGUGUUUAUGUGCGAGCAGGAGCAGGAGCGGAGGGAGUGGCUGGAGGCACUCAGGAGGGUCAUCUCACAACCCAUGACCCCAGAGGACUACGCUAAUGAAGCUAACUUGACAAGGGGUAAAUGAUGAAGUCCAGGACGCAAUAAAGACAAAGUAUCCUUUGGGGACACAUCGGAGCGAUCGCCUCACUGCCAAAAGAUGCUCUAAAACCUGUCAGUGAGCAUCAAGAAAGACUGUUCAACACCACUGGCACUCAACUCAACCUUACCACUUUGCACAGCCUACAGCGUUCACACAGUCACAACUGAGACAUUGCUGCUUUUUCAGAUCCAAGCACAUUAGCAGCAGUAUCUCUUAAAUUUACUGCACUGUCUUUGACAACUGAUAAAAGCAUUCUCUUGAUGAUGCGUUUUGCAUACACUGAAACCAAACACUGUAUUUAUUAAAAACAGGGACUAUACAUUUUCCCUGUAAUUUGCUAUUUUUUGUAUCAAUUUUGUAUUUUGUGUUUUAUAACUAAAUUUGCACAUUUUUUUCCUCACAGACUGUUGCAUUUUAGCUGUGUAUAUAGUUGUUGAAACUGAGAGUUCCUCAUAAGUUGAAUAAAUUUGAUAUACAACUGAA
This is a messenger RNA of Lates calcarifer (barramundi perch), 1776 nucleotides long. Its product is annotated as arf-GAP with dual PH domain-containing protein 2. Gene Ontology annotation, molecular function: phosphatidylinositol bisphosphate binding; GTPase activator activity. The record is from RefSeq and is a predicted model, not a curated record. The coding region runs from base 136 to 1278 and encodes 380 amino acids. The transcript is spliced from 12 exons. Gene Ontology annotation, biological process: positive regulation of GTPase activity. NCBI's taxonomy places the organism in Eukaryota, Metazoa, Chordata, Actinopteri, Centropomidae. Gene Ontology annotation, cellular component: plasma membrane; intracellular membrane-bounded organelle.